Mus caroli (Ryukyu mouse) is the source of this 4260-nucleotide messenger RNA. NCBI's taxonomy places the organism in Eukaryota, Metazoa, Chordata, Mammalia, Rodentia, Muridae. The record is from RefSeq and is a predicted model, not a curated record.
GACACGCUGAUUUCAUUGUCUGAGGCGGCAGUGGAGACCCAGGAAAAAAUCUUGCGGACUCCGCCUGCUCUGGCCCUGGUCUCAUCUUGGAACCUCUGAUCUCUUUCGUGACCGCACCACGCCCGAGAUGAAUCUACGUUCUGUAUUUACUGUAGAGCAACAAAGGAUUUUACAGCGUUAUUAUGAAAAUGGAAUGACAAAUCAAAGUAAAAAUUGCUUUCAGCUCAUAUUACAGUGUGCACAGGAGACUAAGCUGGACUUCAGUGUAGUCAGGACGUGGGUUGGCAAUAAGCGAAGAAAAAUGAGUAGUAAAAGCUGUGAAUCAGGAGCAGCAGGAACUGUGUCUGGUACCUCAUUGGCAGCACCAGACAUUACAGUCAGAAAUGUGGUUAAUAUUGCCCGCCCUUCAAGCCAGCAAUCUUCUUGGACUUCUGCCAAUAAUGAUGUCAUUGUAACUGGUAUAUACAGUCCAGUAAGCUCAUCAAGUAAGCAAGGCACUACAAAGCAUACAAAUACACAAAUUACAGAAGCACAUAAAAUUCCUAUUCAGAAGGCAGCCAAUAAAAAUGACACUGAAUUACAAUUGCACAUUCCUGUUCAAAGACAAGUAGCACACUGUAAGAAUGCUUCUGUGCUCCUAGGGGAAAAGACAAUUAUUUUGUCAAGACAGACAAGUGUGCUAAAUGCUGGAAACUCAGUGUACAAUCACACAAAGAAAAGCUAUGGGAGUUCUCCGGUGCAAGCUUCUGAAAUGACAGUACCCCAAAAGCCAUCUGUGUGCCAGCGACCUUGCAAAAUUGAACCAGUUGGGAUUCAAAGGUCAUAUAAACCUGAACAUGCAGGUCUGGCAUCACAUAACUUAUGUGGGCAAAAGCCAACCAUUAGAGACCCUUGCUGUAGAACACAAAACUUGGAAAUUCGUGAAGUGUUUUCAUUGGCAGUCAGUGAUUACCCUCAGAGAAUUCUGGGAGGAAGUACCACACAGAAGCCGGGCUCAGCAGAAGGAACUUGUUUGUCCAUUGCAAUGGAGACUGGAGAUGCAGAGGAUGAAUAUGCCAGAGAAGAAGAGCUGGCAUCAAUGGGAGCACAAAUAACAAGCUACUCAAGGUUUUAUGAAAGUGGCAAUUCCCUUCGAGCUGAGAACCAAAGUACAAAUUUGCCUGGACCAGGAAGAAACCUGCCAAAUUCACAAAUGGUGAAUAUUAGAGAUUUGUCAGACAAUGUACUGUAUCAAAAUAGAGACUACCAUUUGACACCACGGACCUCAUUGCAUACAGCAUCUAGUACUAUGUACAGUAAUACUAAUCCAUCACGGAGUAAUUUUUCUCCACAUUUUGUAUCAUCAAACCAACUGAGGUUAUCACAAAACCAAAACAAUUACCAGAUUUCAGGAAACCUUUCUGUGCCUUGGAUUACAGGGUGUUCUAGGAAAAGAGCACUACAGGACCGCACUCAAUUCAGUGACCGAGACUUGGCUACUCUUAAGAAGUACUGGGACAAUGGUAUGACCAGCCUGGGCUCUGUAUGUAGAGAGAAGAUUGAAGCUGUUGCAACUGAAUUAAAUGUCGACUGUGAAAUAGUUCGGACUUGGAUUGGGAAUCGAAGAAGAAAAUACCGUUUAAUGGGAAUUGAAGUUCCACCUCCAAGAGGAGGCCCUGCUGAUUUCUCUGAGCAGCCUGAGCCUGGUUCUUUGUCUGCACUCACACCAGGAGAGGAAGCUGGGCCUGAAGUAGGAGAGGAUAAUGACAGAAAUGAUGAAGUGUCCAUCUGUUUGUCCGAAGCAAGCUCUCAAGAGGAGUCCAACGAACUUAUCCCAAAUGAGACCAGGGCACAUAAGGAUGAAGAGCAUCAGGCAGUAUCCGCAGAUAAUGUGAAAAUAGAAAUUAUCGAUGAUGAAGAAAGUGACAUGAUAAGCAAUUCUGAGGUAGAACAAGAAAAUUCUCUCCUGGAUUACAAGAAUGAAGAAGUCAGAUUUAUUGAAAAUGAGCUAGAGAUUCAAAAGCAGAAAUACUUUAAGCUCCAGACUUUUGUUAGAAACCUGAUUCUCGCUAUGAAAGCUGAUGAUAAAGAACAGCAGCAGGCACUGCUGUCAGAUUUACCUCCAGAAUUAGAAGAGAUGGAUUUCAGUCAUGCCUCGCCGGAUCCUGAUGAUACCUCAUUCAGUGUGUCUUCUUUAUCAGAGAAAAAUGCCUCAGACAGCUUGUGAUUGGGAGUGGGGGAUAUGAUAUAGUCUGUUGAUUGCCUAACAGGUGUGCAUUUCAAGAUAACUGUACUGUUUCCCAAACAGUCUUCAACUGGAAAAACACAUUGUUAAAGCAGACAUAUGCUGUGAAGGAAUGACAAGAUAUAAUGGCUACAAUACAAAAAAAAAAAAAAAAAGCAUGUACAAUACUUGAAAUGGUUUGUUUUUAAAACUUAUAUAAAAUCCUAGGAAAUUGUAUGUAAUUUUGACCAACUCCACUAUGAAAUCUAUUAUAUCUGAUUUCUGAAAGAUUUUUUUUGCUUAUUCUUUAAGAAGAAUCUUAAUUUUAUCCAGAAAUAUAGAAAUAAGCAUAUCUCAACAUUACUAAGUUGGUUAGUUUUAUUUUGUAGCCAUUACAUCUUUCUUCCUACUUCAUUUUCUUAUCAUUCAUAUACAUUUUUACUCAGGAAAGUGGGCUAAAAAUUUACAACAGGCCUAAUCAUAUAUUUAACCUGGAUGAAUCCUGGGAUUUAUUUUUCAAUUCCGAUGAGAAUUUGACCUAAGAUAAUGAUUGAAAAUUGAAGCACUUACUAGAAUGUAAUUGUAAGUUAUUGGUACUCCUGACACUGAGGAGAGGGAAAAAUCCUCUGAAAAGUAGAAUCAUUGUCAAAAUGUCAAAACAUUUAAGUACAUAAAAACUGUACUUUAUAAAAAAUACUUUUAAUCUCAAUUCUUGUAUACAAUAAGUUAUAAGUGUUGAUGAGUAAUAUUCUACCAUAUAGUAAACUUAUAUAAUUGAGUCAGACAAAAUAUUGCACAAAUACUUCAAGUUUACCAACAUUUUCAUAUCUUAAAAUUUGUGAAACAGGAAAUCAAAGUAUGGCACUGGUAUUUGGUUGUUUUUAUUUAAUUCUAGACAUACAACUUUGCCACAAAGUUUACCUCAUUUCCACAUGAGGCCUGCACAAAGCCAACAAUAAUGUCAAAAAAGAAUUAUAUAUAGUACUUUGAUUGUAAAUCAAAGUCCUCUGGAUCUCUUGGAUGCUAUUCUAUGAAUACACACCUAAAAUGAGCAUGGUACCCAGUUGUUACUAUUAGUAGGUACCAAAUGGCAGCACACUGUAGACAUCUUUUUGCAUCUUCCCUUCUGGAAUACCAGAUGGUAUUACUAAGGUCUCUCUGUAGAUGGGAAAAUACUAGUUUCUGCCUAAACUCACAAUGUCAUAUAUUUGUAACUAGGUUGUGUGGAACUAUAUUACAUGAUUAAAUUAUUAUCUAUUCCUGAAAGAUGCAUGAAGCAUCUAGAAAACUGUUUCAAUUAUCAAGUUUCAGAUAUGUUUAAGUUUCUUAACUACAGCUAUUCUGAUCUCAGAAUAUUGAUACCAAUUUAUGAUUACAGAAAGGCCCUUAUUAAUCCCUUUAGCUCAGAAAUGUCCUUUCUCAUUACUAUAUACAAGUAAAGGUCACUGAUGACCAUUCAGUUCAUCAAAUGUUUGAUUUUACACUGUUGCCACACAACCUCUAUGGCUUCCUUGUCAGCAGAAAUAUUUCAGUAGUCAGCUAAUCAUGUCAUUUAGCUGAAAGUCAUGUGGUUCUUUGCAAACAACUUCUGGUAGUCCUUGCUGACAAACCAAAUUCCAUUCAGGGAAAAGACCACUGAGCAACAGAAGCUCAAACAUCUAGAUUAAGCUCUUUGGUCACAUACAUUUCUCUAUAAGAGUCCUCCCUAUAUACAACAGAUACAGAAACUAUUAUUUUAUUAUAUGGAAGAUUAAGACAAAUUUUCCUGUAGCCCAAUCUGGCCUCAUAUUUCUAAUAUAGCUGAGGAUGACUUUGAGUCCUGCUGUUCCUGACUUUGUUUCCCAAAUGCCUGGAUGGCAGAUGUGCCCCACCAUACCUAGGUACCGUUUGUUUUAGUAGGAACCCAUUUCUGGUCUCAAGUCUCUCUGUGAUCUUCUUUAGUACCAUUGAAUUUCUCUUUAAACUGCUUCAGUUUAAGACUCUUCCUAGUUGGUUUUCAUUACAGAACAAAUGAAAACAACAAAAAAAUUAUUUUCACAUCUUAGAAAUGUGUUACU